AUGGUCAGCAAGGACACGUACUCGUGGGUCCAGGAACAGUUAUUCCAAGACGUGGUAAAGAACACGGGUGACAGUGCCAAAGCCUGGCAGUCGUACUAUACUAUCCUCGGCCGUCUGGCGUAUUACCAGAACCUGCCCUAUUACGACAUCGGGGACACACCAGCUAUCGCAAGGUUUCAAGAUUAUCAGUUUCCUCAGUCUAGAAAGGGUCUGUCUGUGGCCGUCACGGCGGUCUGUGUGCACAUUGUCCUGGCGAAUUCUUCGCUUACAGAGGAUGUGAUGCGAAGCUUUUCGAUAAUGAGGGAUAGAGAUGUGGAGAAAGACAUCUUGACGCGAGGCAUGAAGGACAAAAUAGUUCAUAUCAGCUAG
Messenger RNA from Cryphonectria parasitica EP155, 369 nucleotides. RefSeq lists its product as uncharacterized. The transcript is spliced from 3 exons. Lineage: Eukaryota; Fungi; Ascomycota; Sordariomycetes; Diaporthales; Cryphonectriaceae. The record is from RefSeq and is a predicted model, not a curated record. The coding region runs from base 1 to 369 and encodes 122 amino acids.